AAAAAAUAAAAUAAAAUAAAAAUAAAAUAAAAGGAAAUCUAUACUUUCUCACUGACAAAAGAAAGAAGUCAAUCUCUGUACGACUUUUACUAGCGGUUUUUCCUUCUCCAGUCUUUACAUUUCGUCAAGCACCUCCUGAGAUGCAUUCCACCGCUUCAUUUUCUCCUUUUAAGCUACUCAGCAGAAGAAACAGAGGUAAUCUCCAUUAAUGGACAAGGAAAAGCUUCGAAUUCUCUCCCUUACUCUUCAAUUGGUUCUCCAAUUCACAUGCCUUCAUCUUCCUUCACGGGCUUUUACUCCUCCUGACAAUUACCUCAUCGACUGCGGUUCCAACGCCAACACCACAAUCGACAACCGGGCCUUCGUCGCCGACUCCACUCACCAGGGUUCGAUUUUCCACUCUUCUGGUCGAACGGUUGCUCUGACGGACCCAAACCCAUCUCCUGGAUCAUCAUCUUUGUACCAAACAGCUAGAGUUUUCACAAGGGAUUCCAGCUAUGAGUUCGAAAUCAAGAAGAAAGGCACCCACCUCGUACGUCUCCAUUUCUACCCCUUCUCUUCUCAGGGCUACGAUCUUAGGUCAGCUCUUUUCCAUGUCUCGAUUCCUGGGUCUGACCUUUCGAUUGAUUUUAGCUUCCACACUUCUUCACCCGUGCUCAAGGAGUACAUAUUAAUGGUGGAAAAGGAAAAGCUCGAAAUCUUGUUUGCCCCUGUCGGCGAAUCUGGCUUCGCGUUCGUUAACGCAAUUGAGGUCUUCUCUGCUCCUCCUGAUCUUAUCCUUGAUGUGGGAGCUCGGUUUGUUGGUGAAGCCGGAAUCGAGGAUUACAGUGGGUUGCCCUCGCGGAUCUUGGAGACUGUUCACAGAAUCAAUGUCGGUGGUUCCAAAAUCACGCCUUUCAACGACACUCUAUGGAGGACUUGGCUCCCUGACGAGGAAUUUCUGGUCUUGAAAUCCGCCGCCAAAGCUGUUUCUCGAAGUCGCCCACCGAAUUACCAGAGUGGAGGAGCUAGCAGAGAGAUCGCUCCGGAUAAUGUUUACAUGACCGCCCAAGAGAUGAAUAAGAACAUGUCUUCUUCUCUGAUGAAAUUCAACAUUACAUGGGCUUUCCCUCUGAGCUCCGGUGGAGGAAGGCACCUGGUUCGGAUGCAUUUCUGCGAUAUCGUUAGUGCUACUCUUAAUCUGCUCUACUUCGAUGUGUACAUCAACGACUACUCUGCUUACCAAGAUCUCGACCUCUCUGCUCUUACAACUCAUUUGCUUGCGGCCCCUUACUACAUCGAUUUUGUCACAGACGCAGACAAUUCUUCAGGGGUUAUGCGGGUAAGUGUUGGCCCUUCUGAUCUCAGUAGUCCUUCACGAAUUAACGCUAUCCUGAACGGCGUAGAGAUCUUGAAGAUGAUCGAUGGUGGGGGUUCGAUUUCCCAUAAAGGAUCGAAGAACAAACAUGUAGCAAUUCUGGUGGGUUCAGUGCUUGGAGGCUUUGCUCUUGUAUGUGUUUGCAUCUUGAUGUUCGCUGCCCUAGGAUUCAAGCGCAGGAAGAAGAAGAAGAGAAGUGUCUCCUGGUCACCCCUGCCCAUGAGCAGAGGUGGAGGGAGUUCCCACCGGAGGGUCUCUGAAGGGACCAACAGUAUAUCCCGUUCCUGUGGCCUCAGUAUGAACCAUGGCUUGAAGAUUUCUUUUGAAGAGAUACAGUUUGCCACGAACAAUUUCGACAAGAGUUGGAUCAUCGGUUCAGGUGGAUUUGGUUUGGUCUACAAAGGGGUGCUUAGAGACAACACGAAAGUUGCAGUGAAGCGUGGUGUGCCGGGAUCCAGACAGGGGCUCCCUGAAUUCCAAUCAGAAAUCACAGUCUUGUCCAAGAUUCGCCAUCGACACCUUGUUUCCCUAGUUGGGUACUGCGAAGAACAGUCUGAGAUGAUACUGGUAUAUGAGUAUAUGGAGAGAGGGCCAUUGAAAAAACACUUGUAUGGUUCAGGAUUGCCACCAUUGUCAUGGAAGCAAAGGCUUGAGAUAUGCAUUGGUUCAGCCAGAGGGCUUCACUAUCUUCACACUGGUUCAACUGAGGGAAUUAUCCAUCGAGAUGUGAAAUCCACUAAUAUCUUACUUGAUGAGAACUAUUUGGCCAAGGUUGCAGAUUUCGGGCUUUCAAGGUCUGGCCCUUCUCUCGACGAGACUCAUGUAAGCACUGGUGUUAAAGGCAGUUUCGGGUAUCUGGAUCCAGAGUAUUUCAGACGGCAGCAGCUCACAGACAAAUCAGAUGUGUAUUCAUUUGGAGUUGUUCUUUUGGAAGUGCUCUGUGCCAAACCAGCCAUUGAUCCUUUGCUUUCGAGGGAGCAGGUGAACUUGGCUGAAUGGGCAAUGCAAUGGCAGAAGAAAGGGCAACUUGACCAGAUCAUUGAUCCCCAUCUUGUCGGUAAAAUCAAUCCUAAGUCUCUCAAGAAAGUUGGAGAGACAGCCGCAAAAUGCUUGGAGGAUUAUGGUGUUGAUAGGCCUACAAUGGGUGAUGUGCUGUGGAACUUGGAACAUGCACUACAGCUUCAGCAGACUGCAGUGAACACAGAGCCUCAUCAGGAUAGCACGGAUCAUGCAUCUGAGCUUCCAUUGCCUCCUGCUGUUCAACAGGCAGCGUCUAUUAGGGCAAGGGUUGAAGAGAACAGUGAUGGGAGUUCUGAGCUAACUACAACUCGAGUAUUUUCACAAUUGUUGACCAAUGAAGGUAGAUAGUAGUUUGAUCUAUUUGAUGCGGAUAGAUGAUCAGCCACGGUUUAUGCUUUAUUCAGACUCAGAUAACUAUGAACAUUCCCCCAAUACAUGAACGUAAUCCAUUCAUAUAUUAAGGACCUCUUCAUCCUAGUCCUGGGAGUUCUCAGGGACAGGUAUGCAAGCCAUGUUUCUGUAGUUGCUCCACCUACUAUCAUCAAUCUAUAAUGGGUAUUGAAGGUAGACCCAUGUUUAUAUUUACUUAUUCUCCAUUAGUUCUUGUACUAGUACGAGGUUGGAGAUAUCUUUUUGCUUCCUACAUAAUAGUUCAGAAUAACAGAAAGUGCCCAAGCAAUAACGAGUGAACUCUGUAACUUUACAUUCAUGAAUACUAUUUAGGUUUAUCAUACAUUACCAAUGUGGAGUCCUCUCUUACUCGAA
Macadamia integrifolia is the source of this 3142-nucleotide messenger RNA. RefSeq names its product probable receptor-like protein kinase At5g24010. The record is from RefSeq and is a predicted model, not a curated record. Lineage: Eukaryota; Viridiplantae; Streptophyta; Magnoliopsida; Proteales; Proteaceae. The transcript has a single exon. Gene Ontology annotation, biological process: protein autophosphorylation. The coding region runs from base 209 to 2725 and encodes 838 amino acids. Gene Ontology annotation, molecular function: transmembrane receptor protein tyrosine kinase activity; ATP binding. Gene Ontology annotation, cellular component: plasmodesma; plasma membrane.